This is a messenger RNA of Aspergillus tanneri, 1059 nucleotides long. RefSeq lists its product as uncharacterized. The coding region runs from base 1 to 1059 and encodes 352 amino acids. Gene Ontology annotation, cellular component: nucleus. Gene Ontology annotation, biological process: kinetochore assembly; mitotic sister chromatid segregation. NCBI's taxonomy places the organism in Eukaryota, Fungi, Ascomycota, Eurotiomycetes, Eurotiales, Aspergillaceae. The record is from RefSeq and is a predicted model, not a curated record. The transcript is spliced from 2 exons.
AUGAACGUGUCCCAGGAGACAAUUGGUAAGAUCCAGCGUUUCGCGGAGAAACGCGGGAAGGCCGAGGAAGUUUAUAAAAAGCAACAACAGCCUAACACCUCUACUUUCCACGAUUACAACAAAAGACUCGAUGAUACCUUGCGAGAACUUCAAUAUCAAGUCAAACGCCAAGAGGAUGACCUACGAAAGCUUCGUGAGGUCAACUCCAUUGAUCUCUCCAGAAUAGGCACUGACCCUUGGUCGCGUGUAUCGCAAGUACGUAGGGCCAAGGAAGCAUAUGAUUCGCUUGUCAAGUCACGGACGGAACUACCCGAUCUUGGGUCUCCUUUACCUUCUCUGCUUGCAGUUGGCGAAACCUCUCGCCUGAUUAAAGAAAGCAAAGUGUCAAUCUCCAUGACAGCAGAGAAGCUUUCAUCCCAUCGUCAACGUCUAAAGACAGAGGAAGCAAAUCUACGUGACGCACAGACAAUCAAAGAUGGUCUAGAAAAACGGCUAGAGAACAUCCGCAACGAAAAAACAGAAAAACAUGAAAAGACACCCUCCCAGCUAGCGCGCGAAUUUGUCGAAGAACAGGAGCUUAAGAUAGCAGAACUCGACAACGCCACUGAAAGUCUGAAACAUUCUCUUCAUGCUUUCAUCAAUGACCACCUCUCUUCCAUGCUCGCUGCGGAGGAUCUCGGUGGCCCAACUGUAGGAGAUGCAAUGGAUAUUACGGAUGCUACGCUAGAAAGAGGAUAUACGAACUAUGGCAGGCCCAAAAAACCGAAAUCUUCCGAUGUAUCCGAACAUGACAGCAACCAGCGUCGUAUUGAUGAUAUGGUUCGUUCACAAGGACAGGGAGACAAUACAAGGACAGGUCCAUCAAAUAAGAGGGAGGCAGUAGCAGCAGAACUGAACAGUCUUCUUGAGACUCUACUGGAAGCUGGUUCAUCUUAUAUAGAUCUUCCCCGAGAAUCAGCCGCGUCUAGGUUUCUAGUAAGAGCCAAAGUUGCACAGUUCCACCCGCGGAAUGCUCGGAAGUUGAAGUUAAUUGAUUUUGGUCGCUCAUUGAAUGACUGA